AUGUCGGUGACGCCGCGACGUGUCCGCCUGAAGCCGUGGCUAGUCGCCCAGGUGGACAGCGGGAGAUAUCCCGGUCUGGAGUGGAUCGACCGUGACGCCAUGCGUUUCAGGAUCCCGUGGAAGCACGCCACGCGACACACGCCUCAACACGAGGACGAGGACACCAUAUUUAAGGCAUGGGCUGUUGAGACUGGAAAAUUCCAGGAAGGGUCUGAUGAACCCGAUCCUGCCAAGUGGAAAGCCCAGCUCCGAUGUGCCCUGAACAAAAGCCGGGAAUUCAACCUCGUCUACGACGGAACCAAAGAGGUCCCGAUGAAUCCCUUGAAGAUAUAUGAUGUCUGUGAUAUCCUUCAACCUUUAAGCAACCCAGGUUCUUCAGAUCCUGGUUCUUGGACUCCAGGUGAGGAAGAUGGCGCGGAAGAAGAUAUUCCAGACACACCAGAAUCUCUUCCUCCCUACCCAUCCAAUGGCACAAGUCCGUCUCCUCACCUCUUGUGGUCUCCUAUGGGCUCGGAGUCCUCCAUGCCACCAAGUACAAGUUGUCCUCAACCUAAUAAAGUCUGGCCCAAAGAGGAAUCUGUUAAAAUUUGGCCAAAACAGGAGCCUGAGGAUGUGGAGAUGCAACCCACGCCCAUGGCUGUCAUGCCCUCCGCUGCCCUGGCCGACCCCUCGAUGCAGGGCCCUACUAUUACCGACACCUUAUUUGCCUCUCCAGAGAUGUGGAUCAGCUCCCUCCCAAUGACCGACCUGGAGGUGCAGUUCCUGUACCGAGGGAGGGAGAUGUGUCCUACGAUCACCGUCAGCAACCCCCAGGGUUGCAGGCUCUUCUACGGCGAUCUGGGUCCGAUGGUCAACCAGGAGGAGCUGUUUGGACCGGUCAGCCUAGAACAGUUGCGCUUCCCCACCACGGACAACAUCACCAACGACAAGCAGAGACUCUUCACCAACCGUCUGCUGGACGUGAUGGACAGAGGUCUGAUCUUGGAGGUGAGCGGCCACGACAUCUACGCCGUCCGUCUGUGCCAGUGCAAGGUGUACUGGUCCGGCCCCUGCGCGCCAAAUGCCUCUGCGCCAAAUCCUAUCGAGCGGCAGGCGAAAGUCAAACUGUUCUGCCUGGAGUCGUUUCUCAGUGGCGUGAUUGCCCACCAGCGUGGCCAAACCCCAACUCCUCCGCGAUUUGAAAUCAACCUAUGUUUUGGAGAGGAGUGGCCUGAUGGAAGGCCGACCGAGAGGAAACUUAUCAUGGUUCGGAUCAUUCCAGUGGUGGCUCGCAUGAUCACCGAGAUUUUUUCUGGAGACAACACGCGAUCCUUCGACAGCGGCAGCGUGCGACUCCAGAUUUCGAUCCCCGAUAUCAAAGACAACAUAGUCACCCAUCUGAAGCAGCUCUACUGCCUGCUUCACACCAACCAGGGCCAGGACGGCUGGGUUUUGCCUCCUGGCUCAGGUUUCAACCUCGUCCAGACUCUGCAAGGUCAAUGAGCACACGUCAUGUUAGCAAACAUUUUCGGGUAUUCCUAUUUGAAAGUAAACCCUUUUUUUUUUUUUUACUCAAUAGUGUCCCCCCCCCCUUUGUUUCUCGUGCUCUGCAUCUCUGUACAGUUUAUGCAGAAGCACAACAUGGAUGGGCCAAAGUCCUGCUUGCUUCAAAAUAUAGUUUAACAUAGUUAAUGACUGACAGAGAUUGCCUUGUGUAUCCUAAAUGUGUCAGAGUAAUUAUCCACAAUGUUGAAUGCUACACAUAAAGCAUGUGAUCUAAAUGUUUUGGAGAAUCUUUUAUAUUGUACAGCUUGCCAAAAAAACUUUUACUCGACCAUGCUAAGAAGUUGCAUUUUAAACAAAUAUAUAGUUAGAGAUGUGUUAAUUAUUUGAGCUGGUUCUGUUUUUGUCAUCUGUUUAUUUUAGAUUCAGUGUGUGUUUUUACAGAUAUUUUUAAUCUACUAUUUGUAUGCAAAAAAAAAGAAAAAAAAAUGCAUCAUUCCAUUUUAUGGCUCUGAGAUGGACGCUUUUGCAUCGGUGAGGUGUUCAGCGGUGCCUUUUUACGCUCUGAUUUUAUGUACAAUAAAAAAACGUCACACUCGCUUUAA
This is a messenger RNA of Syngnathus typhle (broad-nosed pipefish), 2087 nucleotides long. It is a transcript of the gene irf6, whose product is annotated as interferon regulatory factor 6. NCBI's taxonomy places the organism in Eukaryota, Metazoa, Chordata, Actinopteri, Syngnathiformes, Syngnathidae. Gene Ontology annotation, biological process: regulation of transcription by RNA polymerase II; immune system process. The transcript is spliced from 7 exons. The record is from RefSeq and is a predicted model, not a curated record. Gene Ontology annotation, molecular function: protein binding; RNA polymerase II cis-regulatory region sequence-specific DNA binding; DNA-binding transcription factor activity, RNA polymerase II-specific. The coding region runs from base 1 to 1482 and encodes 493 amino acids. Gene Ontology annotation, cellular component: nucleus.